Messenger RNA from Ostertagia ostertagi, 381 nucleotides. Lineage: Eukaryota; Metazoa; Nematoda; Chromadorea; Rhabditida; Trichostrongylidae. The record is from the annotation of a GenBank genome assembly.
AUCGAACUGGAGUACGGGAAGCUGCUAUACGUUCGCCUAACCAGCAUUGGAGAGAUUGACGACAGCGGACGCCGCCAGGUUCACUUCGACUACAACGGCCAAGAGCGUAGCAUAUUCGUUGAUGACAGGGAAUAUGCCGAGAGUAAACGAGAACGAGCCAAAGCAGAGGACGGUAAUCCGAUGCAUCAUGGAGCUCCAAUGAAAGGCAGGAUUGUGGAAAUCAAAGUAAAAACGGGCGACAAAGUUUCAGUGAAGCAGGACCUCUUCGUUUUAUCGGCGAUGAAAAUGGAAAUGGCGAAGCAAAGCAGUGUCGGCGCGGGAUUGUCAAUCAAGCUGUUUGGCUCGCAGUUGGAACAUUUGUCAACUAAGACUGGGUGGUAA